AUGAAAAAUCAUGCGUUAAUAACAUAAAAAGUUGUUCUAGUUUUUUUUUCUAAGGGAAAUAAAACUUCUUGUUUAGGAUGUAUAGGUUAUGAAUGUAAGAAUUUCUAAUCAGAUUGUGUAACCAACAGCAAAGGGUACUUAAACUAAACAAAUUGCUAAUCGACUCUGAAAGCUGUUAGGGCAUAGUUGGUUACUGGGAAUUAAUCAUGCUUAGACUCAACAUAGUGUAUUAAUUUCAGCACUUAAGCGAUAUGUGAGAAUAACUCAGCAAUUAAUUACUCUUCUCCAGAUGGGAUUACAACAUAUUAUUAUACGAAAUGUUUAUUGAAAAACAAUUAUUGCGCAGAUUUAUAAUGCUCUGAUUUGAGUGGAGAUGAAUAUGAUUCUGAUUCUGCUUGCUAACAAGUAACCAGCUUUUGGAUUAGCAAAUAAUACAGAUUGCACUAAAUUCUUAAAAGGCGCCUCUGGAAUGACUUAAGUUCUUGUGUGAAUGAGAAUUCUGAAUGUACUGCCUUUUUUGGCGCUUAAUCAUAAUGCAGUAGAUUUAUUGGCAACAAAAUACUCUGUUAUUAUGGCUUAAACAUAAACAAUAUCAAUUUUAAAUGCAAAAUUAAACAUAGUGUUGAUAAUACUCAAUCUGGAUUACUGAUAAACAAUGUAAGGAUUUCUUACAAGGUUGUGUAUAUCAAAAGAAACUACUUGUUAAUUAUUCAAUGGUACAUCUGAAACUUGCUCUAGAAUGAGCAAUUGUACCACGAGAUUAUGCUCUAAUUAUGUGGAUUAUUCUGUCAAAUUAAAAGAUUUUUAACUAUACUAAUCCUACAAAUUAUGAAGAUCGUUAUAAAUAUCACUCCCAGGUGUAGAUUCUUAAACAUUUUAUCAGCUUAUAUUGAUCAAACACUCUGUGGUAAUUAUGUUGCUUUAGGAAGUACUAAUACUCAAAAAACGCUUAUUGCAGAGACUUAAAAGAGGAAUCUAAUUUCAUUUGCAGUUACAAUCAGGAAGCAAUGUAAUUACAUAUUAGCCAAAAUAGAGUGA
Messenger RNA from Paramecium sonneborni, 1038 nucleotides. Lineage: Eukaryota; Ciliophora; Oligohymenophorea; Peniculida; Parameciidae. The record is from the annotation of a GenBank genome assembly.